Molecule: messenger RNA, 7743 nt
Organism: Xyrauchen texanus (razorback sucker)
Lineage: Eukaryota; Metazoa; Chordata; Actinopteri; Cypriniformes; Catostomidae
Product: putative Polycomb group protein ASXL2
Exons: 12
Coding region: 89-3748 (1219 amino acids)
Biological process (GO): animal organ morphogenesis; positive regulation of transcription by RNA polymerase II
Cellular component (GO): PR-DUB complex
Molecular function (GO): peroxisome proliferator activated receptor binding; DNA binding; chromatin binding
Source: RefSeq, a predicted model, not a curated record
GAUGGUCGGUCUUGCACGGUAACUAAAGCAACAACACUUUCUACCGAACCUUUGAAAACGGUUCGAUUUUCCGCGACCGACAGCAGACAUGAGAGAUAGACAGAAGAAGAAAAAGGGGAGGACGUGGGCAGAGGCCGCCAAAACGGUGCUGGAAAAGUACCCCAACACACCGAUGAGUCAUAAAGAGAUACUACAAGUAAUUCAGAGAGAACGACUCAAGGAGAUAAGUGGGACUUCCCCUCUUGCCUGUCUCAAUGCCAUGCUCCAUACAAACUCACGUGGAGAGGAAGGGAUCUUCUAUAAAGUCCCUGGUCGAAUGGGAGUCUAUACACUGAAGAAGGACAUUGCAGAUGUGUUGAAGGAGCUGUCAGAAGAGGCCUCAGAGGACAGCAGUGAUAACAUGUCUGAUACAGGAUGCACAGAAAAUAACAGCACCAUCACCAACAGCAAAGAUGUCCGCAGAGGAAGGUGGAAGAGGAGAGUACCGACGAAACUACAGUCUCAGCCGCCCUCACCACAGUCACGCUGCUCAUCUCCAUCAGUGUCCAGCAGCAAACUCAUCUCCCCAUCACAGAAACAUAGCAAGAAGGCCCUCAAACAGGCACUGAAACAACAGCAGCAGAGGAGUCAACGGAGACAGUGUGGAAUACCAACAACCUCCAGCCCAAGCCUGCUUCUCAAGACUGUCAAAGACAUAACUCGUGAUUCAUCCUCCUUCAAAUCAUCUUGGGAACUAAAACAGACAGAGCGCUGCCCUGCCAGUCCACAGAACUCUACCUCCAGCUCGUCCUCUUCUGUCAAAGCAGAUGUGUGCCACACAGCUGGAGCCCGGAAGGUGUCUCAGCACUCCAGUCGGCUCAAUGCCAGACAACUGAGGCGUUCAAAGUGUGAGAUAGAUGUUGAGACACCAGACUCCAUCCUUGUCAACACCAACCUGCGAGCACUAAUCAACAAGCACACGUUCUCAAUGUUGCCUACAGAAUGCCAGCAGAAACUUCUGAAGAUGCUGCCAGAGGUUGACCAGCAGGCUAGUAUGGAUGGGGCAUUGAAGGUGACCAGUUCUACCUUGAACAAUGAGUUCUUCACAUCUGCUGCACAAUCUUGGAAGGAGAGGCUGGCAGAGGGUGACUUCACCCCUGAGCUGAGACUGAGAAUGCGACAGGAAAUUGAGAAGGAAAAGAAGGUGGAGCAUUGGAAAGAGCAUUUCUUUGAGAGCUACUAUGGUGAACACUCUGGCCUAAGUAUAGAGGAAUCAAGAGAAUUGACAGAAGCUGCUGACAAUCCUGAAUCAGCUAAAAGCAAAGCGCAGCCAGACAAGCCAGAGAUCGUUAAAGAGUCACAGAAGGUACAUCAAGUAAUAGAGGUCAGCCACAGGGAGUUGAGAUCCAGAGAUGUAAAACCAGUAGUAACACAUCCUACCCAAGAAGAGCCAAUAAAACUUCCAGCUCCAGAACAGCCACAGUUGUCCCUAGAUAAAAGGAAUGAAGCACCAGAAGAACUGACUGCAGAGUUGCCUGUUCAGAAAGCAGUGGAGCCCAAACCAGACAAUGAAAAAGCACUGGAAAUUGAGAUCAAGUGUAAGAACCCAAUAGUACCUUCGGAAGCAAUUGUCACUAUUUUGAAAAUAAAGGAGACACAACUAACUAAAAUUGAAAUCCCUGUGGCUGAGGUUGGACAGACAUUAACAGAGAGGAAUCAAGCUGGGUCUCCAAUACUUGCUGUCACAUCUGAGCACCUAAAGAGGAAGGUCUCCAGUGAACCGGAUACUGAGCUCAGAACAGAGAAGAAGCCCCGUGUCACUACACAUGAUGUGUCAUCCCCAGUGAAAUCUAAAGAAACAGUAGAACAUAGAGUACCUCCUCUCAAAAUCCCAGUGUCUCGAAUUCUCUCUGCUCCUGCCGGUAUUGAGACAGUAUCCCCAAGGACUCCUGUCCCCUUGACACCACCUAGCAUUCGUCCUGGUCGUACCGGUGUUCGCACUCUUGCUGACAUCAAGGCAAAAGCCCAGUUAGCGCGGGCACAGUGUGCCGCAGCGGCAGCUGCUGGUUCAUCUUCCUCAAGGGGAGCCAGCUCAGUUGGAGGAACCUCCACACCCUCCCUAGCUCGGUCUAUGUCUGAGGAGUUUUCAACUGGAAGCAGCAGAAAUCAAUCUUUGUCACCCAUAAAGCAGAGCUCUGGGUCUCCGGAGGACACAGUGGGUCUUUCACAAACUUUUUCCUCAGGUUUUACUGGACAAACAGAUACUGGUUUUGCAAGACAAGUUUUUUUAAAAGACAAUCGUGCUUUGAUGGGGUCCCAAACCACUCAGUGUACAUUGAACUCAAUGGUGAAGGAUGAACAUAGCCUUCUCAGUGGUGGAGGGGUGCUAACACCUAUUAGUCAGUCAGGAAACCUGACCGUCUCAAACGUAAUUGCACAAAACCAGAGAUCACAACAGACACCUUUGCCAGGAGCAUCAAUGACCAAGCCUAGCUCUUUAAUCACAGCGAAUAAUCCUCUGGUCACCCAGCUUCUUCGGGGGAAAGAUGUUCCCCUGGAAAAGAUCCUUCCAAAGCCACUAGCCAAGAUGGAGAUUCAGUCUGUGGCCAUAUCUGACCGAGAUGAAGGUAACCUUGUUACCACCACAGCUGGGUUAAAAAAAGAAAACCUUACAAACAAAGAACAUAUCAGUAGAUUUGGGCAUCAAGUUCUUGCUGGUCCAUCUACGAUGCAAUUCAGAUCUGCGAUAAGUGUAGACAAGCUGGUCAAUAGCACUAAGGACCUAAUCCUCCACCCACUGGGGCCCAAAUGUGAGCCGAAACACUCAAGUUUAAGCCACCCACCCUCGCAAUUUCAAUCCUGUCAUCUAGGGCACCUUGAGUGCAGCCAGGACCAGGUGAGUAUCCAUCUAGGCAUCUUUGGGCGGAAGAGGAUGUCCAAGCCAGCUAUGACAGGACACUACCUCCUCAAUGUCUCCACAUAUGGUAGAGGAUCUGAGAGCAGCAAAUGGCCACAUCUAUCUAGUAAUACAAGCACAACCUUUGCCAACUUAAAGCAAAUGAAGAAAGAGAAAAUGGAAGUUGAGGAGCAUGUGAAAGAAAGGGCAGAAUCAUUUGGAGGGUCUCAUACCUGUUCUCAAGGACAACUGAAUUCUUCAAGGGUCAAAAUGGAACAGAUGGGGCAUUGCAUCACAAAAACCGAUAAGGGUUUGGCAUCACAACCCUGUUCUGAAAUAAAGUCAGACUCCCCAUCGUUGAACUGUUUAUCCAACAAAGAAAAAGUAAACACUAGAACCAAAGAAACGUACACAAGAACUCAGGGUAACACAGACCCAAAUCAGUUAAGUGACUGUCACCAACGCAUGUACCUGUCUCAGAAAUCUCAUAAUGUACAAGAACUUAUAAUGGGCCCUCAGUACGGUGGCACCAUCAGCAUGUCUGUCCCUCAUGCACGAAACCACAGCAUGGCUGACACUCCAACCUCUCCUACAGUGUCCUGCACUGGUGACAGUGAUGCUGCUGGUGGUGGUAUGAUGUCUUUUUCCGUCACUGUUACGGCCAUACCUGCUGGUCACCUACUGGAUGAGAGCAAUCAGGGCGAGACCUCACCUGAGCAAGCCUUCAUAGAAACAUCUGGAAUGGAGGAUGUCCAGUCAAAGUGCUACUGUCGACUAAAGGCCAUGAUUAUGUGCAAGGGAUGUGGUGCCUUUUGUCACGAUGAUUGCAUUGGUCCAUCCAAACUAUGUGUCUCCUGUUUGGUGGUACGAUAAUGGUCAUAUACACGGGAUAAACUGCAACAAUGAGAAUUAAAGGUGAGGUGUGUAAUUAUUUCCAUGUUUAAAAAAAAACUUCUAUCCCAGCAUGAUAUGCAGAGACAACCAUAAGUAAGCCAUUCGUAGGUUAAUUCCAAUGAGAAGUGUAAACACUGUGGAUCUGUGGCAAUUUUGAGCAUUCCAACCAACCUGACAUAGUUAGUUUAGCUUAACCAAUGACCAUUUGUUUGGGGCUUGUUUUAAACUCAAUUUAAAAAAAAACAUUUUGGCAUCUGACUCAUCCUGUCAUUGAAAACUGUUCCAUAGACUUAACAUUGAAAAGCGAACAGAGUGAUCAUAUCUCUGAAUCAGAAUGUCAUAGAGAUUUGGGGGUGGGCUUAUUUGACUCAGGCCAGCAAGCAGUCAUUCAGUAACACCCUAGCAACUGCCUAGCCAUGCCCUAGAAAUCCAUGUUUUGACACCAGAUCAUCGUUGACACAUGGGGGUGGGCAUGUUUUACUCUGAGCAGUUUACUGAUGUUCUUUGUUGGCCCCUUAAGACCCUUGAAGGCCCCUGGGGGCUCCUUGGGGCCCCUCCCAUAUCUCUGCACCAGUUGAAACAUAGGAGUGGAUUCGUUUGACUUGGGGGAGUGUACGGAGGCCAUUUGUAGAAUGAGGCCGAUUGAGGGCCUUUGGGAGCCCCAGCAAUAUCUUGCCACCAGAACAUUGUAGAGACUUUUUUAUUUUUUAUUUAAAAAAUGUAUUUUAAAAAUGCAUUUUUAAUUUUUUUAUUUUAUCCCCCUUUUCUCCCAAUUUGGAAUGCCCAAUUCCCACUACUUAGUAGGUCCUUGUGGUGGCACGGUUACUCACCUCAAUCCGAGUGGCAGAGGACAAGUCUCAGUUGCCUCUGCUUCUGAGACAGUCAAUCCACACAUCUUAUCACGUGGCUCAGUUUGUGACACCACAGAGAUUCAAAGCAUGUGGAGGCUAAUGCUACUCUCCGCGAUCCAUGCACAAUGUACCACGCACCCCAUUGAGAGUGAGAACAACUAAUUGCGACCAUGUGGAGGUUACCCCAUGUCUACCCUCCCUAGCAACAGUGCCAGUUUGUUUGCUUGGAAGACUUGGCUGGAGUCACUCAGCACACCCUGGAUUUGAACUCGUGACUCAAGGGUUGAUAGUCAGCGUCAAUACUCACUGAACUACGCAGAACCGGAGUGAGCACUUUUGACAGUGUACUGAUACCCAUUGUGGGACCCAUGAGACCCUUGUCACUGGGGGCCCCAGCAAUAUUUUGCCAACAGAACUUUGUAGAGACAUGUGGGGUCUUUUGACUUGGGGCAGUGUACUGAGGCACUUGGUGGAGGCGAGUUUUCCACGAGAAGCAUCACUAAAUUUUUUCAGAAUAUGUAGCAAUCUAGUUAUUUUUACAAUUCCGUUCACUGACGCUAGUGACACAGAAAUUACACACUUCACCUUUAUAUUAAACCACUGCAUUGAGGGAUAGCAUAAAUGUUUGUUGUCAGUAUAGCAGUGAUGAUCUUGCUCUGGUAACCUGUUGUUGUCUUUUGAGAGGCAGGCUGUUGUACUGUUACAGUUUUUCUGUACAGCACAUAGACAUUUAGCACGAUAAUAGAUGAGGUAUGUAUAUGUGCAAUGUCGAGUAAUACUUCCUCUCAGUGCACACCUUGUUUUAGACUCAAAACUCAUUCAAUAGUGGCAAUAAUUAAUGCUUGGUCUUUUUCGGUUAUAUUUUUGUAACAAUAUUAGAAAUGGAAAUCAAUGUACUACUGUUUUUGUAGAUGUAAAAAUCAUUAUUAUGCCCCUCAGAUUUUAAAGAAUAUAUUUUACACACAGUACACACUAUCUUGCUGGAUUAGUAACUGGUAACAUCAAAUUAGAUUAGCUUAUCCUGCAAAGCUGUUUGUUGGUUAGUUUUAAGCCUUUGUGAUUUAAGCAAAGAACCACACAACUGAAAUACCAGUUAUUUUACAGAAUUACUGUGAAUAUGUAAACCUAAUAUAUUAACCUGCCUUGUUACUAGGCUUAUAUGGUACUGUUAAAAGUUUUAAUAGAAGGAAGCUUUGUCCACUUUGUUAACAGGCAAGCACUUCUCUUCCAUUGGUGGGGUUUUUGUGAAAAGAGAAGAAUGUAAGAACAUGCUUAUAUUGAUGAUUGAUAAUGGCUAUAAUUUGUAUAUUUACAAUAUUUAUAAAAUUAAGAGCAUUAAGGUCCCUAACAUCUCAUUUAAUUCAGAAAAAAAUCUGACAUUAGAUUUAUUAGGGUUGCACUUUUAAUGUUGAAACUUCUGUAAAGGACUUGUGAUCUAUACAAAACACCCAAAAAUGACACUUAUGGUUCAGAGUUGAAGCACUUAAUCUAAUCAAUCUAUUGUACCCCCUCUGAAGCAAAACCAGGUCUUAAUAAUUUCAGUAGCCUAUGUCUAAUCAUUUGAGUUGUUGGCGUUUCUCCAAUUGACAUAAUGGAAUAGUAUAUAUUCCCUAUAAUCUUAGUCUUUUGUGUUAAAUCAAAAAUAAUCAAUAAUGAUAAAAACACAAAAGAAAUCUAUUUGAGCAAUGAAGUAAAACAUUCAGAAGGGAAAAUAUGAAGAUUUUUAUUUUGCUUUGUUAUGUUUUAUAUUGUAAAUACUGACUUUCUUUGAGUACUGAUAAAUCGAUUUCUGCAAAGCUUUCAUGUAUCUUGCCUAAACAUGUCCAAUUGCCUCAUUACUGUCAAACACCAAUUGUAAUUUUAAUCAUGUUUUCAACAUUAAAUGUUGUUGCUCAAAGUCCUAAAACAAUUCAGCUAAACAGGUCCAUUUUGAUAUGAAUCGAGAUGCAUGAACCUUUGAAUCGGUCUUUUUUUAUUAUUGUAUGACUCCUAGGCAAAAACUAAUUUUAGAUAAUAUUUGCUUGGUAAUAUACCAAAGUCAAUUUAUGGGGAUUAGAUAAUCAGAUUUUGUUUUUAAUGUCUAGUUAAGCAAAGUAAUAUAUUUUAAGUAAUAUAUUUUAUUAUAAGAAAUCUAUUUACAAAUCAUUUUACAAACCAUUUAAGAAACAGGGUAUUUACUAUAUCUUUAUAUUGGCUGUCCCAUUUUGUUGUACCUUUGUCCACGGUGUACCUUAACUUUUUACACUUACCAGGGCACUUGUAAUAGUCUGCUCCUUUGAGUAUGUCGGUCUUUAUUUUUUUGUGGCUAUUCUUGCCUGCAAUGCAUUGACGUACCCUCACAGUGGAUUUUUAUUUGACUAAAAUAUAUGUAUGACAUAUACAGUCCACUUUAUUGAUUACUGAAAGACUUAAAUUACAGGUUAUAGUGUUUGUAUGUGAAUCAACUUUAAACUAUAGCUCGGUAGUUGGGUUGUGCUGAAUGUCUUUGGGUGUGAGGGUGUGUUUUUUUUUUUUUCAGGUGGCUUUCAAUUACUUAUUUAUGUGGGGACAGGUCAGUAGGUUUCUCUAAACUGUCGCUUUCAUUUACAUUAUAUAUACAUAUGCAGCAUUUAAACAUACACAUACAAAAGACUGUUUUGAAUAUUACUGUGAUACUUUAUAUCAGGCCUUAGAACUGAUUGAUAAAAUCUGUAGGUUGAAUUUACUUCUAAUUUUUUUUAAAUAUUUCAAUUAGAUCUGCAAACAAGCAGUUUUUAAUUGUCAUUAGUUAUUUACUGCCUUUAUUUUCUGUGAUAGAGUUGCAACGCAUGACUUACCACUGACUCUGUCCACAACCUUGUUACAUUUUACAAAACACUUGGAUUUUUGAUUAAUGAUUCAAUAUUGUCCUUUGAAUAACCCUGAAAUUUGAUGACUUAUAGUGUAGUGUCGGAGGUGUUGGUAUUCCUGGAAUGUUUUAUGAAAGAAGAAAUGUCUUUUUAGAGUGGCUUCCACAAUGUGUGUAAUAUUUUAUGUUUUCAGAAGUAAAAUAUUUUAUGUAUAAUAAAAGUGAAUGUAAUAUAGUAUUUGUAAUCAGCACUUGUAAGAAAAGUGUAUUUUAUCAAGAAACAAUAUGAAUAAAAC